Messenger RNA from Ceratina calcarata, 2563 nucleotides. Its product is annotated as protein scabrous. Lineage: Eukaryota; Metazoa; Arthropoda; Insecta; Hymenoptera; Apidae. The coding region runs from base 283 to 2355 and encodes 690 amino acids. The transcript is spliced from 3 exons. The record is from RefSeq and is a predicted model, not a curated record.
ACAGGGGACAAUGCAGGCGAGCGAACACCUGCUCUUUCCUACCCCGAGCCGAACCUCUUAUGGUUUAUGGAAAGGGCGAUAUAAAACUAAGAGGAAGGUUGUGUCGGACGGGCCAGUGAGUUUCCGGUGUUUGACUCUAGUGCGUAUCGAGCCUCGUUCGAACCAGUCGAAUUUCGCGAUUCGAAAUUGUGCCCGUAUUCCCGGUAGAAAAACGGAUAAACUUUUUAUGGGCGGCCGUAGAUCGUUUCCCAUUAUACGAACGGACGAAACGAAAGUGUAACAAUGAAUAAGAAAAGCUGGUUAUCGUUAUGGAUACUCUUCGUGGCCCUUACUUGGAUAGAAAUUCGCGGCGACGAAAGUAUCGAUGACGCGAUAAGAUCGUUGCGCGAACAGGUGAACGCUUUGUUGGAGCAUCGGCAGCAGGAUUACAACGCUCUCGAAGAAAGUUUGAAGCGCGCGAUGGAGAAGAAUACGGAGCUGUUCGUCCUCAAGAACGAGGUCAAGCAGCUGAGGAAAGAGAUUAUUUCGAUGCGCGGCGGCGGAAACGGAAACGAGGCGAAGAACGAGAGGCUGCGAGUUAGAUGGCUAGGAAGCGCGGUCACGGAACUUCAAGGAGAAGUUGCCCAAGUACUUCGUAGCAGAAACGCAAGCGAGGAACUCGCGGAGAGGUCUAGGCUGAAGGGCGAGAUGAGUCUGUUGAAAGGAGACGUUGCAGCUGUCGAUAGAGAAAUUCGAAAUGUCGGCGGCAGAAUAGCCAAGAUCGAGGCGAUCCUCGGAACGAUUCGCGUUGACAUCCUUGCGGUGAAGGAACGCUUCGGUUUGCUGUCUCGCACCUGCGCUGAUAUCACCAGUCAGUUGAGCUCGGUUCAGAUCGAGGUAAAAUCUCUCGGAUGCAAUUCGUCUUCAAGAAGCGGGAUGAAUUCGGUGAAUUCGGCACGAGCAGAAGAAACGAAGGCGGAAGAUGAACUUACGGGAAGGGACGGUGGGGGAGGAAGAGCCGGAGGAGGAACAACGAGAAGAACGGUAGCAGGAGCAGUCGAUCGUGAGAUCGUUGCAGCUGACGCAGAGCAUGAUUCGAUGCUGCGACACGGAUCGGCGAGAAGACGCGGAUACGCCGGCAGACGAAACGAGGCUCGGCGAACGCGGCUCGAAGAUCGACUGAGAAGCAUCGAACGGAAAAUCUCUUUGACCUCGCAGAGACUGGAAAAACGUAUCGCCGCAAACGAGAAUCAAGAGUGGUCGAAUUUAAACAAACGCAUGAAGAAUUUGGAGAAAGGACAAGCCGUGCUGAUCAGAGAGAUAUCGAAUAUUAGCGAAAACGCGAUUUUAACGUCGAGCAUCGGCGAAUCGAUCGACUCGCGGCUGAUCAAAUCAUUGAGAAGCCUCGAGGAGAUCGUACAGAGGAACGCGUCGGUGAUGAAACAGGAAUUGCUACGGUUUGAUGUGAACGUCGCGCGGAAGGCAGCUGAGCUCUCGUUGACCAGAGAAGAACUAGGCAAUUUGCGUCGCACGGUGCAAGCGCUCAGCGUGACUACGUCCAAGUUGCAAGAGAGAUGCGAUAGCCAGCAGGAGAUUUUCCAUCGGUCGAACGGGACCGGGUACCCGAUCGGAGCCAUGUCUCCUCAUUCAAAUCCGUUGCAGACCAGGUACUCGUCGUCGUCGUCGUCGCUGUCGAACCUGGAGCAACUCGAGGAUAGGUAUCACCUAAUUGGGAACGAUCUGAUCGGAGGCGACUAUUGCAGCGAGCAGCGAACGAGCGAAAUCGAACCGACGACGGUCGGGCUGAGGUUGUUCGAACCGGCGAAAGGCAGUAGACCGAUGUUGAUCUUCUGUCGCGAAGGUUGGAUCGUGAUCGCGCGUCGCAUCGACGGGAGUCUGGAUUUCGAUCGCAGCUGGGACGAAUACUCUCUCGGUUUCGGUUCCCCGGUGACAGAGUAUUGGAUCGGAAACGAGAUUCUCCACGAGCUUACACGCGACAAUUGCUCCAGCCUUCGAAUCGACAUGCUGGACAUUUACGGAGAACGUUGGCGCGCGGAAUAUCGCGUGUUCACGGUCGACUCGGAGGAGAACGGUUACAGAUUGCGCGUAGGCGAGUACACUGGGAACGCGACCGAUGCCUUUUCCUAUCAGAACGGAAUGGCUUUCAGCACGAGAGACCGGGACAUGGACGUCAGUCCGAGUAACUGCGCUCAAAAUUAUCACGGUGGAUGGUGGUUCAGUCGUUGUCAACACGCAAACUUGAACGGCAAAUAUUCUCUGGGUUUGACGUGGUACCGAUCCGACACAAACCGAUGGAUGUCGAUCGCCUCCUCGGAGAUGUCCAUUCGUAGAAAUUUCGACUGCCGAUCGCGGUAGCGAACCGAUCGAUAUAGCUCUCUCCCCCUUUCCCCCUUCGAUACCAAAGAUUUUUCAUACUCGUUAAUUUAUAUCCACGCGACGACGGUCAAACCAUCGAACUACCAUUCUUCGUUACCUCUGCGAUCGUUUAUUUUAUUUUGCAAAUCAGCAGCUGUUCACCUGCUGUGUUCUUUACUUUAAUAAAACCGAGUCUGCCGAAUCGAAA